AUGAGCUCAAUUUUAAUUGACAAUGUCAUUAUCUGGCCAAACACAAUUGAACGAACCCUAAAGAUCACAACAGGGUUUGGACAACCAACAAAAAGUGGCAAACAAAGAUUAAAAGAAGUAAUUGGUGCCAUAGACAGAAAGCUUAUUUCCAUUGAAAAACCAACUACUGCCAACUCUGGUGACAGUUACGUAGAUCGCAAAGAAAAUAUCAGCAUGAAUUUAACAGCUGUUUGUGAUUAUAAAAAAAUAUUUAUUCACAUUGCAACUGGCAGUCUUCAUGAUACUCAUGUGUUAAAAUUGGAUUGUCUUUAUCAGGAUCUGAUUCACCAAGAACCAGAGACGUGUCUGGAAAACACGUACAUAAUUGCUGAUUUGGCAUAUCCACUGUUACCCCAACUUUUGGCACAGUUCAUUGCUGUCCGUGGAUAUGCUGAUGAUAUGUGGGAACUUGAAGAGAAUGAAGACGAUGAUAUCUUAGGCAAUUUUCAAGAUUCAGACAAUGCAGAUGAUACUGUCUUUGGGCUGGGAGAAAUAGAAAAUACUAAUCCAAUUAUGUCUGAAAGAGUGCUUAAUGCACUUCUUGCUCAACUGAAAACUGGUGGUGAGCAACGAAGACUGACAACUGGAGAAACUGUGCUAAGAGGCCAUUCAAUCAUCUCUGCUCAGCAAGAAUAG
This is a messenger RNA of Phycomyces blakesleeanus NRRL 1555(-), 675 nucleotides long. RefSeq lists its product as hypothetical. The coding region runs from base 1 to 675 and encodes 224 amino acids. NCBI's taxonomy places the organism in Eukaryota, Fungi, Mucoromycota, Mucoromycetes, Mucorales, Phycomycetaceae. The record is from RefSeq and is a predicted model, not a curated record. The transcript has 5 exons.